AUGUCUCACCAAGUCAACGGCGACGUGAGCCCUGCUCAGUACUCUGCUUUCAUCCAACAUCUCCUCAACUACCCUGUUAUCAGCGACGGCGUCCACACCUUCAAGUCCAACGAACUCGGUCAGCGCUCCAUCAGACUUAGUGACGCCGCCUACCAGACCUUUGCUGCUCCCGUCGUUCCCUACUUUUCCAGAGGCUACCAGUAUGUCUCACCUUACGUCCAGAAGGUCGACAACCUAGGCGAUAAGACCCUCGAUCGCAUCGACGAGAAGUUUCCUGUUGUCAAGAAGCCCACCGAUGAGCUCUACCAAGAUACCCGCGCUCUCAUCAUGUUUCCUCUCCAGAAGGGCCUUGAGGGCAAGGACCAUGUCUUCCAGGUCUACAACUCUGAAAUCAAGAAGGUUGAGCAGGGAGGUCUCGUCGCCCAUGGAAAGGCUGCCGUUACCACCGUUCUCGUCGUCAGCAACGAGACACUCUCUUGGUUGAGCUCUUUCUUGCACCAGAAGAAGGCAGACACUACCAACACCAUCAAUGAGAAGAUCAACCAGUAA
Messenger RNA from Fusarium pseudograminearum CS3096, 549 nucleotides. RefSeq lists its product as uncharacterized. The record is from RefSeq and is a predicted model, not a curated record. Lineage: Eukaryota; Fungi; Ascomycota; Sordariomycetes; Hypocreales; Nectriaceae. The transcript is spliced from 2 exons. Bases 1 to 549 code for a protein of 182 amino acids.